AUUUUCCAAAUAUAUAUAGAGAUCACUGAUUAAGAAAACGCCUGAUCGCAGGUUGCGCUCAGGUUGCGCUGUGUUGAACUUUGUCCUUCAUAUAUUAGCAGUGGGUGAUUAUGAUAUAAACUCGUGAUAUCUCGGUGUUUUUCUGUAAUUUUCAUGCAUUUCUCGUGGAAAUUUUAGUAUUUUCUUUUCAAAUAUGGCUUUAGAAUAUCUAGAAAUAUAUUGGGAACGUUUUCUUGGCGUUGUGGAGCCGCAUUUACCCGAAUAUUUACAUUGGAACGAGAUUUGCGUAAGUUUGAAAAAUGCACCAAUUUAAUUACACUGUUGCAAUUACGUUGCAAUUGUUCACUGACGUUGGCUGUUUCAAUACAGUUGUUUUAAUAUUAGGACAAUUUGGAGGGCAUGAGUUUUGGAAACUGUCAUCAAAAUUUGUUUUUGCCAAACUUUUUACAAUUUUUACUUUGGAAAGCUUCUGUGGAAUGAUUGCCAAAUUUUUAUCAUGUGACGUUGAUGUAUAAGUUGGACUGGGAAUUUAAAGACAAUAAAAUGGCCAUUUUCAGGCUGUUGAAAAUUGAAUGUGGUGGAAACCAAACUGGGUUACCGCCAAACUAUGCUUGCGGUAACCUGGUUUUUCCAAGACAAAAGCUUGUCUGGAAAAUUCACAGUUUAUUGAUGAUGUGCAUGUUGAUCGUAAUGUGACUCACCAGGUCACAAAUAUACCAACUGGACCAUAGGCAGCCCAACAGCUAGGCAUGUUAAAUAUUUGACUAAAAUACUAAUAAAACUGUUUAAUAUGGUGAAAAUGUUUAUAGAUAACAAUGCAUUUCUGCAGUUCUGGUUGCGUGCUGCGAGCGACGACACGCAUUGCCUACUAUUAAGUUGACAGUCUAUUAUUCCCCAAGGUUGGCAAAUAAAUCAAACCAAAAUUGCUAUACCUUAAACUAUCGAAAAAUACUCAAAAUAUUUUAACAACUAAACGCUAAAAUAAUAACAAAAACUUGAGUCUACAAUAGUUGUUGCAUCAUUUUUGCAAAAUAAUUGAAUUCCUAAAACGAAAAAAAAUACAUUUUAGUCAAUUUCUUCAAUGUUUUUAAUGUUUUGAUGAUAAUAUGCUGGAUGCUUGGAACCUGCUGAAAAAGCAUUCUCGUGUAACAAAUACACAAUCUCAUUGGCUGUAAAAAACCGACGGCCAAUGAGAUUGUGUUUCGACAUAUGAAAAUGCUUUUUCAGCUGGUUUCAUAAGGUGCAUUUCACCUUUUUUAAUUGAAAAAACUAACUAGAAAAAUCAAUUAUACAUAAUUCAAGAUCAGUGAACUCAAUGUUUUAAAAAUGUUUUAAAAUGUUAAAAACAUAUUAAGUUUGCUGAUCUUGAAUGAUUCUUAACCGAUUUUCCUAGUUAGUUUUUUCAAUUAAAAGGGCUGAAAUGCGCCUUAAAAACCACCACUCAAAAGACUGAAAUUUGCCUUUAAACAGUUUUAUUAAAAGCUUGAAUAUUUUUGUCAAAUAUUUAACACACCUAGCUAUUUAAUGGGCUGCCUCUGAUUGGACCACAGGAUAAAAUAUCAUCGCUCAAACCAGGGCUGCAAAUAAAUGUUUGACUUGACAGGACAUUUAUCCGAUCACUUUUAAUUUUGGUCGGACAUAACUUGAAUUUGGUCGGACAAAAACCAACACCACUAAAUUUGGUCGGACAUAUAUACGUCACAAGAUAUAUAUUAUAUAAGUCACGAGACAAGUAUGUAUAGCCAUUCCGGCUCAACGUUAAGUAAAAUGCUAGAAUGCCUCGUAAAUUUUAUUGCAAAAUGCAAAUUGAGUGAAUUUGCAAUCGGAUUUUGUCACAACAAAAAAAUGUAUAAUGUGACAAUUUUUUUUGUGAUCUGACCAAUGUCCGAUCAAAAUUACUUUUGCUCGGACAUUUGCCAAAUUUAGUUGGACAUUGUCAGAUGUCCCACAGUAAUUUGCAGCCCUGUCAAACUAUAGUGUACUCCAACAAAUAAUUUUCACUGAAAGUUGUUAUCAUCGCCAGUACAAGAAUAUAUACUAAAGCAACUGGACUGGUACUGUACUUUUUGACACACUUGUUUAUUACAGUGUAAAUACAGAGUGUGCAUACAAUAGGUUCUCCAGAGCACUUUCUUUGUCUAAGCAGAUUCUGCAUGAAAAAUUCUGUCUAGUGAUGAUUAUGCAAGUCAAGCAAGGCAUCAUAUUCACCUGAGUACAUUACACCAACACAGAAAAAAAUCAUGAUUAUUAGAUUACAUUGAUAUUGAAGGAACCAGAUUCUGUUCCAAAAUAUCACAUACUCGAACCGACCAGACCGCGUAGCUCAGUUGGCAGAGCAUUGGGCUAGCAUUCCAAAGGUCGUAGGUUCGAUUUCCACCAUGUUCAGGCAUAUUUUUCAAGCUUGCCCGGUGUGGAUAUACACUCAGAGUAACAUCACAAGCAUCAUAUUCACCUGAGUACAUCAUGCCAUGAAAUCAAAGAUUGAUAAACAACACUUUCCCAUCAUUUUUUGCUGCAGCAAUCUGUAAGAUUUAAUUACCAGUAUAAAAUCUAAAUCACCUUCGUAUAACAUGGCAGAAGCAUAACAGUGCACCAUAAUUUACUGAUGCAUUAGGACUGGUAGAUAUUAUACUCAGUUGUAGAUGCAUUGCAGUGUGGACUAAAAUAUGACAUGAACAGCCACAAUACAUCGUGCUAAAAAAGAUAUGAAACAUUUUACUUUGUCCAUUGUCCGAGAAAAGCUGUUCGAACUUAAAGUUUUGGCCAUGGGCAGCGAAUGCUUCCCUGCACAGUGUGAAAUUAUUGUGCAUCAUCCCAAAAAAGAUCCACACGCCCCCUACAGAGGAAAUUUCUGUCGUCUUAAAGGCAAGGGGAGAAAAUAUUUGCUGACCUGAUUUUUUGCUCGGCAGAAGCAAUGUAACAACUUAAGUUCUAACUACAUUAGGUAACGAAGCAUUGGCUUUUCUGAUAGUUUGUCUAAUGCCAUAUUUAUACACAUUAUUAGUGAUUGACCAAUAAUCGCCAUUUAACCAUGAUUUAACUAAUUGUAAAAUUUAAUAUGUAAGUGUAACUAUUGUAUAUAUUUUAUCAUCACGCCCCUCUUGGAAAUCAGCAAAUGCUGAAGGGGUUAUAGCGUGUUUAAAUAAAGUUUUAUCUACAUCUAUCAGACCGACUUUUGCCUUAUUGCAUGGUAGGCAAUCAGAAUCGGUAUUUUUUAGAUCAUUUGUGCAUAAUUUAUAUAAAUCAUACACUAUCCCUCCCUAAAAUAAGUCGCUUUUCUCUUAAGAAAGUAAUGAACCUGUUUAUGAACCUGUUUAGCCUAAUUUUCUGGUAAGCACCAUGUGGCUAACUUAGAAAAUCUAGGUUUUAUAUGCUGACUUUUACUGUACACAAAAGGUCAUUGCACGCAAUUAAUCGGUAAUCUGUAAUUUCUGGUUGUGGCACUAUCAGUCAAUUACUAACAUUUACAUAGUAACAUAGAUCUGCUGUUGACAUGACAAAUACAUAGCUAACGUCUUUUAAUGCUUUUCGUUUCUAGUGGACAUUUGUGUUUUAUCUUGCGGAAGCUAGAAGACAUAUACAUCGCUGGUGUCGAGGGUUGGAACCGUGGCAGGUACUGAAUUUAAAUUGUGAAAGACAGGGUGUCCGCGGACCUUGAAAAUCUUGGAACGUCCUUGAAUUGGAAAAAGUUCCAGGACUGGAAAGUCCUUGAAAGUCAGCAGAAGUCCUUGAAGGUCCUGGAAUUCAUUUCCUUAACCUAAAGUUAAGCAAAUCCGUGCCAUUUUCAAAGAUUUUUCCCAGUUUUAGGUCCUUGAAUUUACUGAAAGAUUGCCUUGAAAGUCCUGGAAAAGUCUUUGAAUUUCACCUUCACCAGCGGGUGGACACCCUGGAAAGAAGUAUACCACAGAAAAAUGUUCAAGAGGGUUGUCCAUCUCAAAACCAUUCAACAUUAAAUUUAGUAAUUCUUCAAAAAAACUUAUCUUUAGUUUACCCAUGAAUCUUACACUCUUAUUACCUUGGUAUAUACAUAUACAAGAAUUUGCAAUUUGGUCAGCGCGAUGCACUGGAAUCGUAGGUUCAAUUCUUGCCAGGUGACCUGCCAUUUUUUGCAACUGCUCCUGGUUAUGUAGGCCUAUCAAAUACGACCUUACCACUGGAGCAGAAACAGGUCACCACGGUGAUCUCUUGUUUUAGAACACAAACUUGUCGUAAUGGUCGUAAAAAUAGAGUCACGAUCUUUCUCAACGGCCAGUUUAUAAGUACCUAUAUAUACUAUUUACAACAUGAGCGGCCGUGUUGUAUCGGAUAUUGUAUAUCCGAUACAACACGGACGCGAAUGUUGUAAAUGACUUAAAAAACGACUCAUCUUAUGAGUUCAUUGGCGAAGUAAUUUUAAAAAUAAACGUUGUCUAAGCCGAGAAAAUCAAAGUUAAAGUUUAUGUAAAUCAACAUGAAUCUGUAUCACAUAUACAGAUACGACACGCUUAUGAUUUUUCUUUGUGUUUUCUUCAUGAAUUAUUAAUGAGUUUUAUAAUAGUUUAUACCUGUAAACCACAUAUAAAUCAUAAGUAUUCGCAGUUUCUGUGUGGAAGCUCGCGUGAGAAGAUCAGAUAAUGUAACUAGGAGCUGAACCAUUUAGUGCUUUAGAAACUCGCAAUAAUAUCUUAAAAAAGUAAUUGUGCCGUAUAGGAUACAGGUAGCCAAGGUGAAAACUGCAGUUAUAUGAUCAUAUUUACGAGUAUAGGUAACAAUACGUAACUACGUUAGGUAGAUAAAUAUCCAUGCAGGGGCCCCUGGCCAGCACAUACUGUAGUUUGGUUAUUUUAACAAGGACGUCGUGGUCAAAAUAAAGACCCUGUCACAUUAUUGCAUAUCGUACUAGCAUAUACCAGCGUGUGAAAAAUAACACUCACGUUGGUAUACUCUGACAUACGCUAGGGGUACGUUAGGCAUAUGUUGUAUGUUACACCAGAUAUACGGUACUCAUGCGCUGGCAUUUCGAGGGAUUUUUGUAAUUUCAUACACUUCUCAUACGUUUCUCUCAUACGGAAUGCCAAUAGUCUGACAGGGUCUUAAACCAGAUCCCUCGAAUAUUAAAGGCAUUGGCAAUAAAAAAUUGGUUUAGUUCAUUUGAAAGAACUCUUCAAACUAUACAUUAAACUCUAUUUCAAAAUAUUUCGACUGAAAAAAGUGAGCUGUUCGCCAUCUUGGAUUAUUGAGGAUAUGCAUGUUAGGCCACAUAAAAAAAAUAGUUGGUUAGCGUCCUUAGCUUUUGCCAAAAAGUGAGCGGGCGGGCGCUUUUUUUUUAAAUUUUUACUAAUUUUUAACGCCUUGGUUUUCCUCACUGUUAGGUCCGAAACUGGAUUUUCUUGCGCAGUACAGAUAUUUUUUUAUAUAUUUCAAAAUAUGAUUCAUACCGUCAUUUUCGCCCGCAAUUUCGCAAAUUAUUAACACAAUUGACUACAGUCAACAGAAAUACUACAUACAUUAGAGUCCGUUGAUCAAUAAAAGUUGUUUUUUUAUAAAUAAAAAAUUAAAAAAAAAUCCUGAGCUGGGCCUUUUUUGUGGGCGGGCGGGGACGCUAACCAACUAUUUUUUUUUAUGUGGCCUUACGUCAAGUAUCACGCUAAUUUUUUUCUUGAGAGUAUUAGCGAACAAUAUGGGUCCAAAACUUUGUUUCUGGUUGCUGUCUGAAAUUUAGAAAUGAUUAAAAACAUGUCAAACAAUUUUGGAUUGUUUCUCGGUCAUUCUGGAGUAGUUUUAUAUGAUUAACCCAACUCCUGACGUCAUCAAACCCAUAGUUUAAUGAGGUCAAGAUUUAGUCCAAGAUGGCGGACACAGGGUGUUAGCCAGGAUUUCAAAAGUGGCCGUCCGAAAUAAUUUUGUGGGUGUGGUCACAUGUUUUUGGGCGUGGCCGCAAUUUUUUGUUGUUGUGGAAUUGUGGUGUUCUAUUCGUUGAACCUUUUUACUUUUAGUUUUAAAUGCACAUUUCCGUCAUUAAAUUAGUAAAAGCACACGUAUGGUAUGAACCGUUAGAUCACUACGAUGUACAGUAUAUGCUAUAAUGAAGAACACAAUACAGCAGUGUAAUGUUUAGUUAUUUUUUAUCAAUCGCCGAUAUUUACUGUAACUCUAAAGCACAUGGCGCUCGAGAGAUAAAGGGAUUGCUGUUUUUUAAAACAGCGCUUUCAAAUUAUUCUCCUUGAUACUUCAUGCGAGAAUCAUCAACAUGGUUACAAAAACAUGGCGGCUUUGUCGAUACUUCAAUUCAGCCAUAUUCAAUGUGUUUUCGAAAAAGUAUGAAAACAUACACCAUAAGUAAAGUAAACAGCAGAUGACAACAAUUCGAAGUAUUCAAGAAAUAUUACAAAGCUUGUAAAUUGCUAUUCAAAGAAAAUAUUCCUUUAGGCCGUCCAUGGCCGUCCAUUAAAAUUUAGCCGUCCGAAUUCAGAAGUGGCCGUCCGCAGGACGGUCGGACGGCCGCCUGGCUAACACCCUGGGCGGACAGCUCAUUAAUUUCGGUGUAAAUAUUUCGGGAACUAAGCAAGAUAUGACAAAUCGGUACUAUAGAGUUUAAUAUAUAAAUUCAAGAAUUUUUUUAAAUGAGACCAACUAAUUUUUUAUUGCCAAUGUUUUUUAAGCAGGAAAUGUAAUCAGAGUGUUUUAUUUUAUAUUCAUAGAUUGUCGUAAACACCGUGUUUAUCUGCCUUUGUGUCUGGGUUGGCGUAGAGAUACUACGAUGGUUAUAUUCCUGGAUAUUUUGUCAAGAUGAAGGUAAGCUAGAGAUUAAGUUGCUAUCAAUGUUUGAGUCUGCAAACGUGCGUACUGUAUGAUUAAGUCGAUUAUUUUAUAUCUGCGUCGAAUUGCUUUGUUCAUUUUGGCUGUUUGCGCAUGCACAGAAUGCCACCUUGUGACACAAAUUGUACUAGCCCGACUUGAAAGUCCGGUAACGACACGACUCGCGCGCGCGGUUAAUGCAACUGCUCAAGUCUGCCAAGCCGUCAACAAGUUUUGUUCGCACUGAUUGUCCCAAGAUGUCAACAAGUUUGGAACAAGCUGUUAACAACUUGUAAUAACCUUGUUGAUGUUAUCGUACUUGUUGCAAGGUUGUUUCAACAAGUCCGGUACAAUCAUGAUAGAACAAUAUUGUUGCAACCUUAUGUUGCCAACCUUUUAACAUUCUUGUUAUAGCAUGACUGUAUCACACUUGUUAGAAUAACUUUGCUACGAGUCUGAUAAUGCCAUCAAUCUUGUUCCAAACUUGUUACAACAACUGGGAACAAGCAGUGCGAACACAACUUGUUGACAGCUUGUGAACAGAUUUGUGACAACUUGUUUGCAGAUCUAUAACAACUUGUGCGUUUUUACGUGUGUACUGUUAAACCGUGUUUACACUGCGAACCUAAGCCAGGCCUAUAGGCCUAACUUCGGACUAGAUUUUUGUAGCGAUUUUCAUUGGCCAAAUAUAAUCGGUUGUAAUUUGAUAUGUUAGACAAUUGUUUUGUAUUGUGCUGUAUUGAAACUUUUUUAAUUAAAUACGGUAGAAUCAUGAUCAGUACAAAAUUACAUUAUAUAAAAAUUAACAAUUUUUGCCGAAGGCGAGGUGAUCACAAGCCUAUAUUCACUGAGCCGAAGGCGAAUAUUCAUUUUUUGCAGUGAAAUUCGUAAAAACAUCGCAGAAUAAUCAUUUUGACCCACCUGUACUAACUGUUGCGUAUUAUUUAUAUUAGGUUUUAUAACAAGGAUGAAAAAAGGUUUUUUCAAAACAGUUCGACGUCUCCCUUUCUUAAAAGAGAAGGUAUUUUAAUCAUUGUAUAUUUGCUGAUGCUAUAGGUUCAUAGGUUCAUUUAUUACCAUAUUUAUUAUCUCUGAUUUGCCACACUACAUUGAGUUUAGUGAGCACACAUAUAAAUUAUGUACAUAGAUAUAAGUGGGGGGGGGGGGCAUCCUAAAACCAAAGGCUUGUAGAUCGGAUGUCUCCUCGUGAAAAUUUAAGGUAGCUAAGUGAUAAAUAGUUAGAUUACAAGUUGAUCUAUUUUGUUAUUGUUAAGGGUGAAGAGAAAUCAGUGUUAUAUUUGUUCUUGUGUUAUAAUUGAAUUAAAGAACUUUCUAAUAAGAACUUAUAAGCAUUCUACUUCAGAUUUUGGGACCUUUCAUGGAAAGGAAUUGCAAACUGUUUAGUAUUUGUUUUACAUGCAUGGGAUUGAUAUGAACUUGAAUUUCUAGUAUUGUAGCUCUGUACAAAUCAUAAUUCCCCUGUUGAAAACCCCCUUAACCCAUUGAGUACUCUCCCUUUGACGAGUAAAAUAGUCUGGCAUUAGACAGAGUAAAAUAUUUAGGUGGGGUGAUAAUGAGGGCAGAAUUUACGUGUGUUCGCACGACGCCGUUACAGGUAUUUAGAAAUUAAAUUAGCACUCAUGCAAACCCAAAAUAUUUCAAAUAGUCAAUAGAGCAAAGAAAUUUAAACAAAAAGCAUUCCAAUUUACGCACUGUUUUGAUACCUGAGAUGCUUGGUUUGCAAGCGGUACAAAAAAUGUAACGGCGUUUGUGUUUACACGAAGCCUAUCUUGAUCAUUUUCCAAUUUGUCAGGAGGCAAAUGGUGUCUCCAAAAAAAGUGCAUAUGCAGACAACAUGAAACUUUAAACUGCAGACAAUUGCACAAGCAGUUAUCAAAACUCAUCUUACAGAGUGGUAAAGGAUAUGUGUGACAACAGCAUAGUAUCCUUUUGUAACGUUUUUGACCAGGGUGGGUAUUUAUUUUUUAAUUGAUAUUUGAGAUUUGUUCACUUUUUAUUGGUUGGAUGAGCAAAAUUUUCACCAAGGAAAAUAUUUUCUCUUCGGCAUGCCACCCCCCGUCAUAAAUAUUAAGCGCUUCCUAAGUAAGAUGUGAGUAUGUUGUUCAAUUUCGUAAAAACAUUCUAUACUGUUUGUCAGAUAAAUGCAGAAUUGCAAAAGGCGAAAGAUGAUAUGAAUAAAGCCUGGAUAAGCAAGAACAAUGAACACUAUCAUACCAAGGUAAUGUAAAUUAUCAUACUAAAACGUAUCGAAAAAAUAUACAAACCACUGUGGCCAAAAUAUUGUUUGUUUUCAGUGUCAUGCAGCUUUGUGGGCCAAACGAUUAGCGAUUUUUUUACAUCUGGCUCGAUUGAACUGAUGCGGAAGGAUUUUGUAAAUGGAAAUUUCAAGUAUAGAUUUUAAGCGUUUAUUAAGACCUAACCAGAAUAACGUAAUCUUUUACAGACAAUUUUCUGCCCUAAACCCAGAUCCCCAGAAAGAUAGAAACAUUUUCCACCUCUGCAGGCCUAUAGUUGCAUUUUUCGCAGCUACUCCUUGUUAGGUAUAAAAUAAAUUACACUCGAAAUUUUCAUCCAUAAAAUCCUUUAACACUAGUUCAAUCGGUCGAGAUGCCACAAAAUCUUGAUAUUUACCCAUAACCUACACAUGGCAGCACCCUGGUAUAUAUACAAGAGCUUGUUGUUAAAGCUCGACAACUGGCUUCUGUAGCUCAGUUGGUUAGAGCGCUGCACCGGAAUCACAAGGUCGCCGGUUCGAUUCCUACCAGAAGGUCCACAGUUGGAUUUUUCGCAACAGCUCCUGUAGAUUUGCUUCCUCGCAAAAAAUGUACGUAAUGGAACGCAGGUUUAAGAGAUUAUGUAUCAUUCGUUCAGCUUCCAGAUAAGGGGAUGGGCCAACAAGCACUUAUGAAGGAAAUCGAUAAAUAUGAAAAACUAGGUAAGCUAUUAUUCAGUUGAAUCUCUCUAAUACAGACGCUCUUCAAUGCGAACACAUCUCUAAUACAGACACCUCUCUAAUACAGACACCUCUAUAAUACAGACACCUCUCUAAUACAGACACCUCUAUAAUUUAGACACCUCUAUAAUAUAGACACCUCUUUAAUACAGACACCUCUCUAAUACAGACACCUCUCUAAUACAGACACCUCUCUAAUACAGACACCUCUCUAAUACAGACACCUCAAUAAUAUAGACACCUCUAUAAUACAGACACCUCUAUAAUAUAGACACCUCUCUAAUACAGACCCCUCUGUAAUACAGACACCUCUCUAAUACAGACACCUCUCUAAUACAGACACCUCAAUAAUAUAGACACAUCUAUAAUACAGAUACCUCUAUAAUAUAGACACCUCUCUAAUACAGACACCUCUAUAAUACAGACACCUCUAUAAUAUAGACACCUCUCUAAUAUAGACACCUCUCUAAUAUAGACACCUCUAUAAUACAGACACCUCUAUAAUAUAGAGACCUCUAUAAUACAGACACCUCUCUAAUACAGACACCUCUCUAAUAUAGACACCUCUCUAAUACAGACACCUCUAUAAUACAGACACCUCUAUAAUAUAGACACCUCUCUAAUACAGACACCUCUAUAAUAUAGACACCUCUCUAAUACAGACACCUCUAUAAUAUAGACACCUCUCUAAUACAGACACCUCUAUAAUACAGACACCUCUCUAAUACAGACACCUCUAUAAUAUAGACACCUCUCUAAUACAGACACCUCUAUAAUAUAGACACCUCUACAAUAUAGACACCUCUCUAAUACAGACACCUCUGUAAUACAGACACCUCUCUAAUACAGACACCUCUAUAAUACAGACACCUCUAUAAUAUAGACACAUCUCUAAUGCAGACACCUCUAUAAUAGAGACACCUCUAUAAUAUAGACACCUCUAUAAUAUAGCCACCUCUCUAAUACAGACACCUCUAUAAUAUAGACACCUCUUUAAUACAGACUCCCCUAUAAUAUAGACACCUCUCUAAUACAGACACCUCUAUAAUAUAGACACCUCCCUAAUACAGACACCUUUAUAAUAUAGACACCUCUAUAAUAUAGACACCUCUCUAAUACAGACACCUCUAUAAUAUAGACACCUCUAUAAUAUAGACACCCCUCUAAUACAGACACCUCUAUAAUAUAGACACCUCUCUAAUACAGACACCUCUCUAAUACAGACACCUCUCUAUUAGUCUCUAAUACAGAUACCUCUCUAAUACAGACAUCUCUAAUCCAUAAGCCUCUCUAAUACAUACGCCUCUCUAAUACAGACAUCUCUCUAAUACAGACAUCCCUAAUAGAGACAUCUCUCUAAUAAAUGCAUCUCUCUAAUACAUACAUCUCCCUAAUACAGGAACCUCUCUAAUCCAAACACUUCUCUAAUACAGGCACCUCUCUAAUAGAGUCACCUCUCUAAUCCGAAUGCUUAACUACUAAAUUGUGUUUUGAUAUACGGAAUCGUAAUGUAAUUGUAUAAACCUCAGUUUACUGAAGGCAGUUACAGACAAGCAAGUUUUCUAUAAGACUUUUUCGUGUGGCAUGUUUUAUUUGCUAACUGUAUGUGUUACUUACAACAAUAGAUCGCUGACCAACCGCACGCAAGUGCUCAAUCUUCUUUGCUGACGCAUAUAUAAGCGAGCAAAAUAUUAAACGUUUGCCAAUUCUUUCUAUGACAUGUGCACUGUCUUGUUCGAAAGCUAGCAUACUAACUUAUGAACGGAUGUAGGCCUACUUAUUGUGAUAGAAAAACCUGGCAGAGUUGCCAAAUAGGUACAGAUACGAGCAAAAAACCUCGGCAAAUGAAAACUCCAGUGCAUAAAAACAUUUGACUCAACACCGGGAGCAAAAUAAUGCACGAUGCACAGUGACUCAAAAUAUUGAAUAAUAUUACUCAAAUUUAUGAGCAAAUUUACUCAUUUAAUUGAGAAAAGUGUAUCUUUGUUGCAAAAAUUGAGUAAAUUUGUGGGGAUUUUUAGUAGUGUUGUCAUAGAAAAAUAGCUCGUGUGUAACCGACGUAAUUUGUCGUUCCAGGUAAAAUUGACUGGGCCGCUGGAAAAGUAUCUGGGACAGUUUAUCACGGCGGAAAGGAACUCACUGAUGUUUUGACAGAGGUCCGUUAUGGCCCAUUUUCACUCAUGAUAAUUUUUAAAAAAAGGGAAAAUUUUAUAAAAUGUGAUUGGCCAACACAAAUUUUGUGUCGCAAUAAAAUUUCACGUUGAAAAUUUUCAACUUUUAACAAUAAAAUUCCGGAAAAUUUUCUGGCCGUGGAAAUUUUUCUUGAGUGGAAAUGGGGCAGUUUAUAUUGGACAGUUCUUUUCUGAUUCGACACAUCAUAUCAGCCAACAACAAAUGAAAAUAUAAACAAGCAAAGAAAUAAGCCAGUAAUUAAUAAUGUCCAAUGUCACUCACUAGGAGGGGGUAGUUGCCCCCAGGUAUAGUGUACUUGUAUAUUUGGCACAGAACAAUUACGUCCGACGUCUAACUUAGUUGCCGAACUUGUGCUGUAUACAGUAUACCCCAUAUUGUCACUCAACCUACAGUAGCAGACUUCAAUCUAUUUAUAGGGAGGCAUUGCAGAAAAAAAAUCUUCCGUCAUUAUAUAAUCGAAGACAAUCAAUGGAAAAUUAGUUAUUUGAUAAACUCGUUAAGAAUAGUGAUCAUAAAUUACAUUAGCUGUUACCACCCUUAAAUCCUUAAAUCAUACGUUGUCCCAAAGUUUCACCCACCAUUAUGUAAAACGAACAGAUUCAAUAACACUUUUAUUAUGAAAAAUUCUUAUAAAUAUGCUGUAUUUUUUACCCUCCUGCUUUAAAAAUAAAUGCGUAUGAUAUGUAUUUUGCAGUAAAUCUUAGCCAAGUCAUUCUUGUUGUUUUCUAGGCUUAUAAACGAUUCACAUGGUCAAAUCCACUUCACCCGGAUGUUUUCCCAGGAGGUGAGCAUUCAAGAUGAAUAUCACAUAUACACUGUCUGCUCUCGAUGCAAAUAGUUAGUUUUGUUUUCCCAAGAGUCUCAAUGUUUCCCGAGACGGAGUCGAUUGUACUGUCAAUUUGUGUUCACACGAGAAACGAGACAACCCGGCUUGGUGAGAUCUCAUCUUGCGCUAGGUGGCAUCUCAGUCUAGUGGGAUAAAAUUUUCCAUAUGAAGACUUUAUCCUACCUGACCGGGAUGGACAUUUUGGCCGAUUUUGAGCUAUAAUAUAGCAUUGAACGUCGUAGUUGGAAAAUAGAAACAAAAUAUAAACAUCAAUAGUCCUAAACAGAUAUUAUUAAAGUCGUAAUACAAGAUGCAGUUUGUUUAAUUACAACAAAAAUAUUUCGAAGACCGCCAUGUUUACAUAAUGUCGUCCCACCCAGGCUGGAUGGUAAUUGAGAGGUUAUAAGAUUGACGUUUACGGCAGACUGGUAAGGCCACAUAAAAUAAAUUCCUUGAUUCUCAUCACCGCCCGACUGUAUUUUGAGAGCCGCGUGAAAUUUUUUUAUAUUUCGUUAUACAAUAUAAAUGUACCGCCAGACAAAAUAUUCCAAGACAGUUAAGUUUUUUAUAUUUUAUAUUGGGGUUUUAGUGCCAUUUUAGACUGCCAAUUUCAAACAAAUAGAACCUUGAAAGAAAUUUCAUUGCAUUUUAACGGAACUUCGCAUUCAGUUCAAGGGUGCAGUCAUUGUUCGUGGAGAAAUAUGUUUAUUUCAGUUUGUGACAUUUUUAUUUAUUGAUAUAUAAAUUAUAUAAAUAUAAAAUAUAAACCUCCCGCCUCUUCGACAUUUUCAAAGUGUAGUGAUGAGAAUCAAGGAAUUUAUUUUAUGUGGCCUAACCGCAAGCGAGAAACUUCAAUUCGUAUUUGAAGGUAAGUUCUACAAGUUUCCGAAGGUUUCGACAGGUUUUUAGUCAAUUCAUUCUUCAAUUUUAAUGCACAAAUUGUCCUAUGACUUCCAACAGUUUACAGUUGAUCUCAAAAUACGACUUGAAGUUCUAGCGGCUACCGGUCUGCCGUAAACGUCAAUCUUAACCUCUCUAAUGCCUAAAAGGGAUGGACGAGAAGGUUCCAAAAUUGAAAUGAGAGUUUGCGUUAGUAUUAGCGUGAGUGUGGGGGUUAGGGUUAGGUGUGGGUGAGAGUAAGGUUUAGUGUUGUUACAAAUGAUCUUAAAAACUGGCGGCCAUCUUGAAAACCUGCCUCUAGUCCAUCCCCCAUUAGCCACGACCGAGGGUGGAUAUUAUACUGUAGGUGGGAUAAAAAGACUGAUAUAUGAACACAGAAAUAAUUUAUCACACUCACGCGAGCUUCCCCGCAAACCCCGGGCUCAUAUGAACAGGCCAGGUCCCAAAAGGGUUAAAAUAACCAGGAAAUUUGACCAGGGAUAUUAAUUUUACCCAAAUAGAAUAAGUUCUAGGCUAGUUAGGAAACUUUUAACCUUAGUGUUAUGCCCAAAAUCUUGAAAUAAAGGAUCACCUUUCAGAAUGAAAUGCGCAAAGUCGUAAUCUUUUCUUUCAGUUCGUAAAAUGGAGGCUGAAAUUGUUCAAAUGUGUGUGGGGAUGUUUAAUGGAGGACCCGACGCCUGUGGGACGGUAAGUGGUGUUUAAAUUUGUGUACCCAAUGUCCGGCCGCGCCAGAAACACCACUAUCGGGAAUUUUUGAACAGAAUAUCUUCUUUACAUCUUGAAGGAAAUGUUGUCAUCUCAUACUGCAAUGCCAUGUAUAAUUUAGGUAUUAUUUACAAAAGUGUUUUUGCAUGUGGAGAUUGCGUUAUAAAGUACGUUUGUGGUUAUAAAGUGUGUGGUUAUAAAGUACGCUUUCUUUGGGCAUACCUUAUGGAUACGGUUUUGUAGCUAGCUAUAAUGUACGCCUGUUUUCGGCACACCUUAUAACCACGGCUUGUGGCUAUAAAGUGCGCGUUAACUUCGAAUUAAGAAUAAUGUUAAGGUUUUAUGAGCUGAUAGCUUGAUUAGAAAUUCCGUCAGAAGAAAACUGGAAUUAGCUGGGGGGAAUGGAAUUAAAACUGUUUACAACAUUCAUAGAUAUUGGACGUCAGUUUCCGCAUUCUUGGUUUAACUUUUCUCAUAGACCAAAUGACUGAAAUUCUCGCUCCAGAUGUAUAUAGAGCUCACGGCUAUGACUAAAGCUCCCUUCCCCUCCCCUGUCAACAUACACUUUUAUCUUACCCACAGUGUGUUUUUCCUCCAGACGACAAGUGGUGGGACUGAAAGUCUUCUAUUGGCUUGUAAAACGUAUCGAGAUUGGGCGAAAGAAGAAAAAGGCAUUGUAAAACCUGAAAUGUAAGAAUGUCGUAAAGAAAAUACAGUUACUUGCCAAAAGUUUGAAAACAAGCUAAAAAAUUUGAAUAUUUUGCAAAAUCCAUUACAGAUGUUACAUGUUCAAAUAUGCAUUCGGUUUAAUAACUGGUUAGCAUGAUUUCAUUUCAGCUAUUUUAACCUACGGUAAUAUUUAAAAAAUGUUGACCAUGCUGUCCUAUUCCUUUCCGUAACAUGAGGAACCAGAAUCGUGAGAACCAUUGAGGUGCCAGCAAAAAGGUUUAAACUCAACCCAAUAGAGAAUUUAUGGAUGGUUCACAAGAAAAGAGUAAGCAAAGGAAUUACCAACGACAUUUGCUGAACUAGAGAUUAUUGUUUGGAAAACUUGGGAAUAAAUUCCUAGAAAAAUGUUGUCAAGAUCUUGGUUUAAUCCGUUGCUAAAUGGGCAAAGAAUGUCCGGAAAGCACAAGGAUAUUUGCAACUACAUACUGACAGUUACCCCGAAGGCCCAACAUAUUCUUAAUAUUAUCCAGUACAUUUUCCUUAAAAUAUCUUAAAUGAAAUCCUGCUAACCAGUUAUUAAACUAAAUGCAUAGUUAAACAUGUAACAACUUAUUGAGUGAGUCGGUAACGGAAUUGUGCAAAAUAUUUAACUGUUUUGACUUUUGAAGAUAUUCAAACUUUUGGCAAGUAACUGUAUACCCAUGUUUACGGAACGUAUUCUUGAACACUUUUGCCUGUUUUAGGGUUGCAAAUUCUAAAGCUGACAUAACACAAAACCGAACGCUUUGAGACCCUCGUGGCAUUCGGCUACUGAAUUGCAUUGAAUUAAUGGUUAUUCACAAAUGUAUUAUUUUUGUUAGUGUCGCUCCAAUCUCGGUUCAUGCUGCUUUUGAGAAAG
Molecule: messenger RNA, 15942 nt
Organism: Paramuricea clavata
Lineage: Eukaryota; Metazoa; Cnidaria; Anthozoa; Malacalcyonacea; Plexauridae
Source: the annotation of a GenBank genome assembly